Danio rerio (zebrafish) is the source of this 1323-nucleotide messenger RNA. Lineage: Eukaryota; Metazoa; Chordata; Actinopteri; Cypriniformes; Danionidae. The record is from RefSeq and is a predicted model, not a curated record.
GGGAGAUCUGACGAGUGAUCAGUCAGGCAGUGAAACCGAGUGGCGUCGUAAUAUGUUUGUAUUUUGGAAAGUUUACCGCUGAAAUACACCGAUAUACAAUGGCGUGACAGUUGAACCGUCCUUUUAGCUAGAGCUUUCACCUGGAGCUGAACCUUUCGCAUCCCUCCUCUGAUUGGACGGCUGGGGUUUAACUUCUCUGGAUGUCAUGGCAACAGUAUCCCUCCUGUGAUGGAUGUGAGUGAUGCGAGCGAGGAGUUUAAUGGAGAGAUGGAGUCCGCCGAUGACCUCGCGUCCUUCGAGGUGGUGAAUAUGUCGAACCCAGGUCUGCUGGACUUCAGCGCAGAUGUCCAGGGGUCGAAGGAGAAGACCAAACUCAAAAGCAAACUCAUGUCAGCAUGGCAUAACGUCAGAUAUAGAGGCUGGUCUCUGAAGAGUAAACCGCGGCUCAGUAAGAGCAGUCCUGUGUGUCUGCUUGGACAGUCCUAUCAGCUGAGCUCCACCGGGGUGCGGGAGAGUUUUCGGCGAGUGUUCUCCUCUCUGCUGUGGAUGAGCUAUAGGAGAGGAUUUCGGCCGCUGGACGGCUCCACGCUCUCGUCUGAUGCAGGAUGGGGCUGCAUGCUUCGCAGCGCACAGAUGCUGCUCGCCCAGGGGCUACUGCUGCACAUCAUGCCCAACGGCUGGACGUGGCCUGCGACGCAUAAUCAGACCAAAGAUGACCUGGAGGUGCUGGACGCUCACGGUUCCCUCAGACACUCGGGAAAGUCUCGCAGAUGCAGUUUAGGCUCUGCGUUAGACGGUGAGAGUCACGAGGAGCGGUCGCACCGGAGGAUCGUCUCUUGGUUUGGGGAUCUGCCAUCUGCUCCGUUUGGCCUGCAUCGGCUGGUGGAGCUAGGCAGGGCUUUUGGGAAACGGGCGGGUGACUGGUACGGACCCGCCAUCGCUGCUCACAUACUGCAGAAGGCCGUGUCGGCGUCAGAGUUGUCUGAUCUGGUGGUGUACGUGGCUCAGGACUGCACAGUGUACACUGGAGACGUCUUAAACCUGUGCAGGACCUCCCGCACAGAUGCGUCAUGGAGGAGCACGUCUGGCUGGAAGUCACUGGUUCUGCUGGUUCCAGUGCGUUUGGGCUCCGAUGGGUUGAAUCCUGUUUAUACUGGGUGUGUAAAGAGGCUGCUGGAGCUGCGCUGCUGUUUGGGAAUCAUCGGAGGAAAACCCAAACACUCACUCUACUUUUUGGGAUUCCAGAAUGAUCAGCUGAUCUAUUUGGAUCCUCAUUACUGUCAGUCUGCUGUGGACGUCCAGCAGGAUCACUUCCCUUUAGAG